AUGUCUCUGUGUAACUUUCAUGGUAUCAGAGCCAUGGAAGAAACCACAAACACACUCUCCCCUCCAUCUCUAAGCAUUUCUCAAUGCGUUACUCUAAAGCUGUCCUCCACAAACUACUUUUCGUGGAAGACUCAGUUCGAGUCGUUUCUUUCUAGUCAGUCUUUUCUUGGAUACAUCGACGGCUCAACCCCUCGUCCCCUACCCACUGUGACAACCCAAACCGGUGAACUAGUAACUGAAGCAGCAAAUCCCGAGUUUGCCAAAUGGAUGCGUCGUGAUCAGCUGGUCAUGUCGUGGUUGUUUGGCUCACUCACUAAAGAUGCUUUGAGAGCGCUCAUGGCUGCCUCAAGGCGUUCGUGGUCAUUGUCCCUGAUGCCACCGGUGAUAUUACAAAAAAUCUUUUACAAGACUCCGGCGGAUGCUCUCGUCCGAGCAAAACCGACGUGCAAGGAAUGGUACGCUCUCCUCACAGACGAAACUUUCAUCAACCAACACUUCAACCGCUCCAAAGAACACUUCCUAAGAAUCUUCGAUACGGUCCAAAUCAUGGAUCCAGUGACCAGAACAAGCUCAGUUUCACCAGUCCCGAACGAGCUACUACAACAUCCAUUUAAGAUCGAUACUUUGGUUUACACGCACAUGGUUCAUUGCGAUGGACUCAUGCUGGUUGAGAGUUAUAUGUGGAAGUGCAGAGACGACGGGUCAAGAUUCUCCAACCUCGCGCUUUGGAAUCCUGUUUUGAGAAACCUCAGAUGGAUCGAGCCCUCACGAAGUAUCACGAGCUCUGAUUACCACGGGAUUGGAUACGACAAGAACAAUCGUAACGACGGUUACAAGAUCUUGAGGUUUGCUAGUCGACCUUGGGAGAUUGAGCGUUAUGAAGGUGAUGAACCAGAGGUUGAGAUUUAUGAGUGCAAGACGAGUUCUUGGAGGACUCUUGAUGUCGAGCUUGAUAUGGAUGUAAAUAUCAUGCCUCUCUGUGUGGCUGUGAUGGGUAACAUGUAUUGGACUGCUUAUAGAUAUGGAGAAGAAGAAGGAGAUGAAGAAGAGAUCAUUCGUGGUUUCGAUUUCACGGAUGAAACAUUCAAGGACAUAUGUUUGUGUCCGACCUCUUAUGUUAAUAGUCAUUUAUCUUGUUUCAAUGGAGAUAGCUUGUCUUUGCUACAACAAGACCAAACAUCAAGAAACAUUGAGGUGUGGGUUUCAAGCAAGUUGGGUGGUGGGGAUGGUGAUGUCUCGUUUAGCAAAUACUUCAGUUUGUCCGGUCCUGAUCUUCCGGCGUUACGGGUCCAAGCAAAUGCGGCUCGUCCUGUAUACUGCUUCGUGAAGCCUAAUAAGAGUGUGAUCGUAUGGUGCGUGGGAGUUGAAGGAGAAGGUACUGAUAAGGCUUGUACUUGCUGUACACUGUACGAGAUUGAUGAGGAUGGGGUGAAGAGUAAAAAGGUGACAGAACGUGACGACGUGCGUGACUAUUCUCGCGCCUUCCGUUGUGGCUAUGUGUAUGUUCCAAGUAUGAUCCCUCUUCCAUGGGUAAGAGAUUAGGGUUUUUGUUUCUUGUUCUAUAAGCUUUCGUCUUGCUUUUUUUUUGUUGAUCUUCUGCCAUGUAUAUCUUGAAAGGAACUAUAUAAAACAGCUGUGUUGUGCAGAUGUUACUGAACAUGACGUUGGGUUUUGGUUUUUGUAUUACAAUCUUGAUCCAAAUUUUAGGUUAUGGUGCAAUGUUGAGUGUUGAAUCAUGUUGUGUAACAGUCUUGGUCACGUACUCAUGUUUGUUGGUUCAACAAAACUUUGAUACAUAAUGAAAAGAAUAGGCUUACUCU
Brassica napus (rape) is the source of this 1820-nucleotide messenger RNA. RefSeq names its product F-box protein At3g08750. Lineage: Eukaryota; Viridiplantae; Streptophyta; Magnoliopsida; Brassicales; Brassicaceae. The coding region runs from base 1 to 1542 and encodes 513 amino acids. Gene Ontology annotation, molecular function: protein binding. The transcript has 2 exons. The record is from RefSeq and is a predicted model, not a curated record.